Molecule: messenger RNA, 2793 nt
Organism: Salvelinus namaycush (lake trout)
Lineage: Eukaryota; Metazoa; Chordata; Actinopteri; Salmoniformes; Salmonidae
Gene: minar1
Product: membrane integral NOTCH2 associated receptor 1
Exons: 4
Coding region: 1-2793 (930 amino acids)
Biological process (GO): negative regulation of cell population proliferation; negative regulation of TOR signaling
Cellular component (GO): plasma membrane
Source: RefSeq, a predicted model, not a curated record
AUGGAUCCCCUACCAGAGUACUCCCUGUUCCUAGUCCGGAUCCUGGAGGAACUAGACACUAAACACAGUAGUGUGUCCUACCAGGAUCUCUGUAAGUCCCUGUGUGCCCGCUUUGACCUGGUCCACUUGGCCAAGCUACGGAGCCUUCUGUUCUACACAGCCUGCCUGGACCCAGCCUUCCCUGCCACUCUCUUCAAAGACAAGAUGAGAUGUACUGUUGAGGACCAGCAGUCUAAGAAACUCAUGGUGGCAGCGGAUAUCGUCACUAUGUUUAACCUAAUCCAAAUGAACGGGGGGAUCGCCAAAGAUAAGCUCCCGAUGGCACCACCGAGGCCCAAGUUCCACAAGAACCAGUCGUUUGAGUCAUGCAGGUCCGACACUGAUGUUUAUAAGUACCAGGACUAUGAGAGGGGCGGCGGUUAUGACCUCAUGGAUCAACCCUCCAGGGCAGGUCACCACCCCCACCAUCGCCCCAUAUCCCAAAACAACUCCUCCCACCCCCGCCCACACCCCCAUCCCCACUCCGCAAGCUCGAAAUCCAACUGCAGCCCGCAGUUUAUCCCGACCUCGGACCCUAACUUCCUAUUGGGCGUCAACAAGGAUCUAAAAUGUCGAGCAGCGUCGCUAGAUAAGCUGCAACACCUGCCUCAGUACUCGAGCUGCAGUCCUCCCUCGCCGCCCUGCGAGAUGCAGAGCACCUACUUUCCCAUAGACAUUGACAGUGAGUCCACCACAGACCAGGAGUCCCUGCAACACAUCAACCACACGGAGCCCUUCUCUGUCCACUCCUGUGUCCAGAAGAGAAACAUCUUCAAGGAGGAUUUUCACAACCUGCUAGCGUUCUCCCCACAGGUCAUCACCUCAGAGUGCAAACCAAACAUCAGGGCAACUGGAGGCUACCACCGGAGAGAGCUCCACAAACCUGCCACAUUCUUCAACCACAGCUUCGAGCUGCCCUACAGUAACCCCUACUUUGAGCCUACUAUGAACUCGCCCAUUCAGGACAAACGGCGAGCGAAGCACGAGAGUCUGGACGACCUUCAAGCGUCUACGUAUUUCGGCCCAACGACAGUGACGGAGUGCGUGAACACACGGAGGAGUACGGCUAGGCCGGGGAAGCAGCCUAUUUGGCCCGUGAAAAGCCUGAGUCUGAAUGCUGAAGAAGGGCCACCGGAUUUCGAGAGGUCAUUUCUGAACGGGAAACCGCUGAAAGACAACCAUCGCCACAAUGUAGUCAAUAAAGAGAAUGAGCAGCACUUCCAGUGUGCCAAAGAGAAAGUGGUGGCCUCCCCUUCAGGGUUCGCAAAGAAAACCAACGGGUUGAAAACAAAGGAUAUGUCUUCAAUGGCGUGCGGUCCCGGGGUGGGUGUCGACAAAAGAGAGGUUGGGAAAAUGUUUAAAGAGAAAGGCAUCAACAGUACGUCUUUUCAAGGAGGUAACAUAGACAGCUCGUCCAGCGUAGGGACACAAACGGAGCAGGCCGAACAGAGGAAGCUAAAAGACUAUGCCGCCGCUCACGCAAAAUACGUCGAGAGAGAGAGGCACUCGUGCAAACAAUCGGAAGAGGACUCUGAGAUCAUCAGCGAUGACAUCAGUGACAUCUUCCGCUUCCUUGACGACAUGAGCGUGUGCGACUCGCUGGGCAUCAUCCAAACGUCGUGCUACAACAGCAUCGGAUCUCUCUCUCAGGUGACCAUGAAGUCUGACGGCGACAGCUCACCCGAAUGCAACACGGUCAAACUGGCCAAGUCCAAGCUGGACUGCCUCUUUCACUCCCUAGAGGACACGGACGACGAGCUCAAAUCGAGCGUGUGCAAGCUUGUUAUGAGGAUAGGUGAGAUCGAGAAGAAGCUGGAGUCUCUGUCCGGAGUCCGAGGGGAGAUCUCGCAGGUGCUCUCCAAGCUCACCAAACUCGACGAGAAGAUCCAGGAACCCGAAACCAACGGGAGACCAGGCGAAAACGCUUUAGCCACCACUUCCACCACAGAUCACCUUCACCCCGACCCCAACCUCUCGCCCCAUGUCUUUCAGUGUCACACGACAGGCCACAACAUCAAGGUGGACAACGGAUCAGUGGAGUGGGGCUGCUCAGACAGUGAGAGUCUGAGAGUCAAGGCAAUUAAGAAAAGUAUGUUCACGCGGAGGUCGUCACGCUCACUCAAUGAGGAGAACAGCGCCACGGAGUCAAAGGUGGCGAGCAUCACCAACUCACCACGGGACUGGAGGACGGUGUCGUAUUCCUCGCACCAUGGGGAUGAGGGCAAAGACAAGGACAGAGACAGAGACCGAGAAAGGGACACCAAGGACAGACACAGGAAAGCCAAAGAGCGGGAGCGCCAGUAUGAGAUCGCCCCCCAGGUCCACCGCUCCUCAAAGCCCCCCAAGGACUCCUACCUGGUGGAGCAGGUGUUCUCACCGCACCCCUUCCCCCCCUCCGUCAAGUCCCACAUGAAGGGCAGCCCCCUGUACACGGACCUCAGGCUCACAGGCCUGUCAGGUGACGGCAAACGGAGUCAGCCCUCCUGGACCAUCGAGGAGUACAAGCGCAAUGCGGGUGGCGAGAAAGGCAAGCAGCUGUCCGCCCUGGACCUGCAGACGCAGGAGUCAUUGAACCCCAAUAACCUGGAGUACUGGAUGGAGGAUAUCUACACGCCGGGUUACGAUUCGCUGCUGAAGAGGAAGGAAGCGGCGUUUCGGAGAGCCAAGGUGUGCAAGAUUGGAGCGCUGAUUGCCGCGGCCGCCUGCACUGUGAUCCUGGUCAUCGUCGUGCCCAUAUGCACUAUGAAGUCAUGA